Clunio marinus is the source of this 1365-nucleotide messenger RNA. The record is from the annotation of a GenBank genome assembly. Lineage: Eukaryota; Metazoa; Arthropoda; Insecta; Diptera; Chironomidae.
AUGAGGAAGAAUUCACAGAUUGUUGUUGAUUUUACAGAUCAGCAUGAUAAAGUUCUUAAUCCUCAUCAAAGAAUUUUCCUUGAGGAUACGAAAAGAGUGAAGGAAAAAAUUGAGCAAUUAAAUCAUGGCAAUGGCUUGAAUUCUUUCAUGCGAAAAGAAGAAGAAGCUUCAGAUCCUGAUGAAAUGGAUAAACGUGACAGCUUUUAUCACACGACAAAAAGUCUUUUAGUUUUGUUUCAAAUCAUGGGAGUUAUGCCGAUUCAACGAAGUCCAAAAGGAACUGUUCCACGAACAUCGUUUUCAUAUACAUCACGAGUACAUUUCUGGGCUUACUUUAUUUAUGCGCUUGAAACUAUCGUCGUGUACACAGUUGCAAAAGAACGAUUUAUACAAUUUAUAUCGAAAAGUGACAAGAAGUUCGACGAGAUAAUUUACAAUGUCAUUUUCUUGAGUAUUCUUGCACCGCAUUUUUUGCUACCAGUUGCAAGUUGGCGACAUGGAUCUGAAGUAGCAAUUUUCAAGAACAUGUGGACUUCAUUCCAAUUGAAAUACUUGAAAGUGACGGGAACGACUAUCGAGUUCCCGAUUUUAUAUCGAAUCACUUGGUUUCUUUGCUUUUUUUCAUGGGGAAUUUCUUUUGGUCUUAUUUUGUCACAAUUUUAUUUACAACCUGAUUUUUAUUUUUAUCACACAUUUGCGUACUACCACAUCAUUGCUAUGCUUAAUGGCUUCUGUAGUUUGUGGUACAUUAAUUGCACAGCUUUUGGAUUAACUUCUCGUGCAUUCUCAUUACAAUUGAAAGCAACUUUGACGAAGAAUAAACCAGCAAAGAAACUUGCGGAGUUUAGAAAUAUGUGGGUUGACUUGAGUCAUAUGAUGCAGCAACUUGGAAAAGCUUAUUCAAACAUGUAUGGAAUUUACUGUUUGAUAAUUUUCUUCACGGUCAUUAUUGCAUCUUUUGGAAGUUUAUCUGAAAUCAUCGACCAUGGUUUUACAUUUAAGGAACUUGGUUUAUUUAUGAUUGUUAUUUAUUGCAUGAGUUUACUUUUUAUUAUCUGUAAUGAGGCACAUCACGCUUCACGUCGCGUAGGAUUGAAGUUUCAAGAAAUUCUUCUCAAUGUUAAUUUAACAACAGUCGAUAUUCCUACACAGAAGGAGAUUGAAAUGUUUCUUGUGGCGAUUGAGAAGAAUCCACCAACAAUGAACUUAGACGGUUAUGCAAAUAUCAACAGGCAAUUGAUAACAUCAAAUAUAAGUUUUAUGGCAACUUAUUUGGUAGUUUUAAUGCAGUUUAAGUUGUCAUUGUUGAGACAAACGGUCAAAAAAAGCUUUGACGGUAGUGAAGAUGUCAACUUAAAUUCUUAA